UAAAUCCUGCGCGUGCUGUCAAUGACGUUUGAAAUUAGAAUGAACAGAAUCUUUCUAAACUCAUUCUUUUUGAUCGCUUUUGCAACUCUGCUCGUUUGCAUUCUGCUCUACUGCAAGUACCAAAAUAUUUCCUCUGCUCCGCUGCACUCUUAACUCAGUUGAUCUAAGAGUCCGAUAUAUUAAGAUUGCAAGUCUGUCUGCAAGACUGCGCGAUUAUCCCGGCUCCAGAAGAUUCAGCUGGUUCCCCAAAACAAAACCAUGCUGUUCACUGCCAGUCUGGUGAUGUUAUGGUGGUACUCCACCUGGGUGAAAGGUAAAUCACCGAAUACAGUGAAUCAGGAGGACACCGAACAGAUCACCAGAAAGAAAACCGAGGAACAACUGGAGUGGCAUUUCACAGAAGGAUCUGAAUCUAGUACUACCUCUGCAGGUGACUCUGAGGUGAACAGUGCUCCUGAGACCGUCAUUGUCCAUGAGACGGAGGAUGCACCUGAGACCGUCAUCAUCCCUCAGAAGGACAGUGCACCUGAGACUGAUAGUGCUACUGAGAUCGUCAUCGCCCCUGAGAUGGAGAGUGCUCCUGAGGCUGACACUGUCCCAGAGACAAACGGUGGUCCUGAGACCAUCAACGUCCCUAAAAUGGACCGUGUACCUGAGGCUGACACUGUCCCUGAAGUAGACAGUGUCGCUGAGUCUGUCCUCGUCCCUGAGACGGUUAUUGUGACCGAGACCGCCAUCAUCCCUGAGAUGGACGGAGCACUUGACACUAACACUGUCCCUGAGAUAGACAGUUCACCUGAAACUGUUAUUGUCUCUGAGAUGGACAGUGAGAAGGCCAUCAUCCCUGACUUUGUCCUUGAGACUGAAACUGCCUCAGAGAUAACACUGCCCUUGAGACUGAAUCUGUCUCUGAGACUUUCACUGUCUCUUCAGCCUCAAACUGCCUCUGAGCCCGAAACUACCUCUGAGACUGACCUCCCCGUGAGACUGGCCCCUGCGUCUGAGAAAGACACUUCCACUGAAGGGGACAUCUGUCAAACUAACACUUCCUCUCAGAUUAAGUCUGCGUCUCAGAUUGAGUCUGCCUGA
Molecule: messenger RNA, 1089 nt
Organism: Puntigrus tetrazona (Sumatra barb)
Lineage: Eukaryota; Metazoa; Chordata; Actinopteri; Cypriniformes; Cyprinidae
Exons: 2
Coding region: 259-1089 (276 amino acids)
Source: RefSeq, a predicted model, not a curated record